Puccinia triticina is the source of this 1830-nucleotide messenger RNA. RefSeq lists its product as uncharacterized. Lineage: Eukaryota; Fungi; Basidiomycota; Pucciniomycetes; Pucciniales; Pucciniaceae. Bases 1 to 1830 code for a protein of 609 amino acids. The record is from RefSeq and is a predicted model, not a curated record. The transcript has 3 exons.
AUGUGUGCCUUUCAAGUGUUGUUCGCCAAGCGGCUUCAGUUGACCUUGUUGACCGGGUUGGUAGCUUCACCUUGGCUGGCUCCAUUGGUAGUCGCAGCUGAAAGCGAACAGCUGAGCUUCUUACCGACUCCAAAUCCCGGGACUGGGUCUUUACCAUCAGUACCCGGCACAGACCAUCCCAACUUGAUCUUUGCCUCCUUCGCCGGUCUCCUCCAGCAAUGGCCGAACACCUAUGCCUACAGCGGCCACUCGAUCAUUCCGGGUGUCGUCCCGCGGGGCACGUUGCUCUAUCAUGGAACCAAUCAUCAGACCCCUCCGCCUUCAGAGGGACUCGAAUGGCUUGCCUUCAACCCCGAGUACAGCUACGUCAUUCACGCUCACAGGCUCGGCCAAGUCGAUUUGUAUACAUACACAGCAACACGCGCUCUGCGUAUCAUCUAUUUCGAUGGUCAGAGCUCCUCCUUGGGCACACCUGGCUUCAUGGACAGCCAAAGCGUGCUCAUCAACGGCACCGUUCCCAGGCAGUUUGGAGACGAUGGCCGGUACAUCAAAGCAGAGUAUGACCGCGCCCAUGAACUCUGCAAGCUUGGAAAACAGUGGGGCUUCGAGGGCGUGGUGCGGAUGAACACCUGUUUUGAAUUAAUGUGGUGUGAUUUCACCAAGGGGGUCGAACGUCUUAGGGGCACGAACACCACCGAUCCCUUCGAUACUCAUUACGAACCGGGAGAGUUUACUGAAUCCAUGAAAGUGACUGAGAUUCACAAUACCGAUUUCUCAUCCAACUCAGGCGAGACAUUGGUCCAGAAUCAAUCGGAUGCGAUUAACCCCCUGUUUCCUGGCCAGCUUCGAAAGACCUUGCGGCAGAGAGUCGAGGUUUUUGGAGCCAACGAUUCGACGAUCCGGUUGAAAACUCAUAACAAUUCCGCAGGAACUGAUAAUCCGGAGGAAUCGUUGCUCCAGUUGAUCACCAGACCUCGGGUUAUGAACUCGCCAUUUUACUCCAGGUCUCCGCAGUACUAUUUCCGCGCAGCCAGCCGCCAGUUCUUCACGCCAGGCGAAACUCGAGUGAUCCUAGACCCAAGUGGCUUUGUGAGCUUCUACGAUCGUAUCCAAAGCUUGAGCCAGAAGCGGCAAGCUGAAGGGACCAGCGACGGCCCGCGCCAUGCUCACAGAUUGCACGGGAUCAGCUCAAGGGAUGUGGAGAAAAUCAAAGACCGACUGGUCAAUGUACUCGCGCGUAAGAAUGCAGAGGGAUGGCGGAAAGAAUCUGAUCGCCUGGAUUGGCGGGCAUCGGUCUGGACGAUCACUCAGACGUACAGCAAACCACUCGUCGAGCUGGAUUACCUGCUCAAACGGGACGACCUGAGCGCCAUCGACCGGGCGGCCGAAGUGCGCGGCUUGACUUACGGCAUGAUCAUCCCCUACGUUGAUUUCUCCUCCUGGAAUCUCAGUGAUCCGGCUUGGGUCGACCAGAGCAUUAAGAAAUGUGCGAGAGGCUUUACUUCCGGGACUUAUCGUGCCUCAGACCUCACGGAAUCUAUACAAGUCAUCAUUGGCGCUAUCGAGGGGACUUUGGAUCGAUUGUGCAGCACGAUCUUCAGCAUCUUUACCCAAACCAUCGAAUUGUCUAUUCCGAUCGAUUCACUCAUCACUCCCGAUCCAAGAUUAGAGAGCGAAGCCACCUCGCGGGCCUCAGAAUGGAGACAACAGACCGAAAAGUUGAUGGAGUGGUUGGGAUGGUCAACCUGGGGACGCUGUGACCCAUCUUGCAAACCUGAUUUAAGACCUAUUCCAUCCGUCCUCUCCCGUGCGGUAGGGGACCACUACUAA